Molecule: messenger RNA, 1446 nt
Organism: Candidozyma auris
Lineage: Eukaryota; Fungi; Ascomycota; Pichiomycetes; Serinales; Metschnikowiaceae
Exons: 1
Coding region: 1-1446 (481 amino acids)
Source: RefSeq, a predicted model, not a curated record
AUGGGCAAAAGAGAUAAGACACUAUCGCUUCUGAGCCUAUUCAGCAGCCCAGAUAAACCCAAAACCGGUGUGGCACAGGUGGCCAGGGGAACGUCGUACGUGCAAGUGAGGCCUCCUCGAGCAAUGAGACUGGUCAAUCCAUUCACAGCUUCGAUGAACUCCCUUGUAUCGUCCCAUGCUGAGGUCAGUGUGGAUGAAUUCGCCGAUACAGAUUCUUCUGGCCAUUCCAGGGAAGAAAUCGUGGAGGCAGAGACAAUUUACUCAAUCAUCUCAGGAUACGAGGAAAACGACCAAAGAGAGUCGAAUGCCGUUUUCAUGGAAGAUUUCAGCGGCCACAGCCAUGACCAGUCUGGCUCUGGAGGACCUUCCGGCAGCAGUUCAGGUAACACUGGCUCUGCAGAGGCUGUCCGGCCAAAGUCGGAAGACAUUCUUGAGAAAAAUACUACUUUUGAUUCUACAAGAGACUCAGGCUCGUACCACCCCUCGGUGUCGAGCAACGAGCUUCUAGGAAACCUCCGUAGUGUGGAAAUUGGCAGCGGUAGCAACGCAGACUCCAGCAAGGCCAGAAGCAGCGGGUCUAGUAACUCGCGUGCUGGCUCAAGAUCUAGCUUUAUGUCUCGAGGAAGUUUUGGUGUGAAAUCUCGUGAUUCAAGAGGAAUCACUAACCUCACUGCUGGUGUCGACUCGUCGUCGGGUUUGCCUGUUACUUUGUACACUGUUCAAGACGCUGAACACAAGCCCAACCGCUGGUCGCUAUUUGGAGGUAAUAAGGCGCCCAAAAGAGAUGUACCUCCUGUGCCUGGAGAAAAAGACUCGAGUUCCAAUGGUUCUGACAGAGCCGCUUCAUCGCCUCAAAAAUUGGAGCGUGUUCACUAUGGCUCAUUUUCGGGUAUCUCUGGCGACCAUCCUCACUACAGUGUGGCCACUGUUUCUACGAGAGUGCUAGGGUCAAAAGGCGACGAAAGCAGCCACCAUUCUGUUUUCGGCGACGAGAACCGCCACGAAAACAGCUCAGGAUUUUAUUCGGCGCCUGUGCUGCCUCAAUCCUCCAAGACAAGAGACUCUGAGGAGAGAAGAAAUCUCCACAACCACAUGUAUGAAGAUUCAGAUGAUCUGAUACACAACGCCGAUUUGGAAAAAGGUAAUCCCUUUGUUCAAAUUGACGAGGCCAAAAUCGCCCAGCCGUGGUCUAAAUGGCUCUUUCUUAUGGUUAUGGGUUUGGUUGCAGUUCCCAUAUACUUUAUGCUAGCCUUUGGUUUUUUCGAUAACGGCGGUCACCGCAAACACUUCUCCCGUGGGUCCUCUGGGCCUCCUGCCAACAGUCGCUAUUUUGCGUGCUACACAUAUCUACAAAAGCUUCUAAGUUUUGUCCUUGGUCUAGUGUGGAUGGCUCUUGUUUAUGCUGCCAUAGCAAUAGCGUUUGGGCUCCGAGCAAGGUUUCAUUGA